This is a messenger RNA of Equus quagga, 4512 nucleotides long. It is a transcript of the gene CCNB3, whose product is annotated as cyclin B3. Gene Ontology annotation, biological process: mitotic cell cycle phase transition; regulation of cyclin-dependent protein serine/threonine kinase activity. Gene Ontology annotation, molecular function: cyclin-dependent protein serine/threonine kinase regulator activity. NCBI's taxonomy places the organism in Eukaryota, Metazoa, Chordata, Mammalia, Perissodactyla, Equidae. The record is from RefSeq and is a predicted model, not a curated record. The transcript has 12 exons. Bases 131 to 4375 code for a protein of 1414 amino acids. Gene Ontology annotation, cellular component: centrosome; cytoplasm; cyclin-dependent protein kinase holoenzyme complex.
GCUACGACACGGAGCUGUGUUUAUUUCCUGGGCCUCUCCUGGUCUAGGAGUGCGUUCAUGGUCUUUCCUGUUCUGCUCUCAAUCUCGAUGUGAGCCCUGCAUUGGAUAGACGCUGCUGAAUCUGUAAGAGAUGCCACUGUCACUACCACCCCGAAGCUCUGAACCUGAGACUAAGAAAUCUCAGUCCAGCAAAAUUGUGCCCAGUGGUCAUGGCCGACCUGAAAAGAGAGGGGAGAAUUACCAAGCAAAGAUAUCUCCAUCUUCACCUCAGGGACCAUUCAAAAAGAGAUCAGCUUUUGAAGAUCUCACCAACGCUUCUCAAAGUCAACCUACCCAGCCCAAGAAGGAAGCCAAUAAGGAGUUUGUUAAAGAUGUUUCCAAGAAGAUAAACAAGAAUACACCUGCUCUUGGGUUGGCCAAAAACAGUGAGAUGAAUGUGAAAAGGUAUAAGCUGGAACCCUCACCACUAGUCAUCUCUACUACCUUGGUACCAAACGUUAUGCAGAAACAGCUCAUUCUGGAAACAUCCACCAUCUCCAAAACACCCACUACUGAAGAGGCAUCUCUUUUCAAAAAGCCAUUUGUUGUAAAAGAGGAACCCACUACUGAGGAUACAGCCCUCAUCAAGAGGUCAUUAUCUUUAAAAAAGUGCACAAAUGAGGGGGAGGUGUCUCUCUUGGAGAAGCCACUAUCCUUGCAGGAGGAGACUGACAGUGAUGAUGAGUUUGUUUUAGAGCCAAAGACUUUUGGGAAAAAGCAUAAAACUGAAGAGGCAGCCAUCACCAAAAGGACAUUAUCCUUAAAGAAGAUGCGCACAUAUCAGAAGGAGGAGUUGGUCUCGCAGGACAUCAGCGUUGAAGAGGAUUCCUCUGUGGAGCUGAUGAACUUUAGGAAGAAGCCAAAAAUGGAGGAGGCAACCUCCACCAAGAAGCUGUUAUCUUUAAAGAAGAAGUGUACCACUCAGGGGAAAGUGUCCCAUAUGAAGAAACCACUAGUAUUGCAGAAGACCACCUCUGAAGAGAAGUCAGUCAUUAAGGAGCUGUUGUCCUUUAAGAGAAAGCCUACCAGUGAGAAGGAGCCCCUUUUCCAGGAGCCAUCUGCAUUGCAAGAGAAGCACACCACUGAGCAAGAAGUAUCCAUCUUGCGGAAAUCAUUGGCCUGGCAGGAGAAGAUGGACACUGAAGAAGAGCCCCUCUUUACGGAGCCAUUGGCUUUCAAGAAACCUACCACUGAGGAGCCAAACCUCAUCAAGAGGCUAUUAUCUUUAAAAAAUAAGUGCACUAGUCAGGGGAAGAUGGCCUACUUGAAGAAGCCAUUGGUAUUGCAGAACACCGCCUCUGGAGAGAAAGCACUCAUUAAGGAGUCAUUGUCUUUUAAAAAAAAGGCUACCACUAAGGAGGAGUCCCUCUUCCAGGAGCAGUUUGUGUUGCAAGAGAAACACACCACAGAUGGGGGGAUGGCCCUGUUGAUGAAGCCAUCGGCAUUGCAGGAGAAAAACGACAGUGAAGAGGCAUUUCUUAUGGAGCCAAUUUCCCUUAGGAAGAAGCAUACUACCAAGGGGACAACCCCCACCAAAAAGCCAUUACCUUUAAAGAAGAAGUGUGCCAUUCAGGGGAAGAUGUACCACUUGAAGAAGCCACUAGUAUUGCAGAAGACCACCUCUGGAGAGAAGUCAUUCAUUAAGGAGCCAUUGUCCUUUAAGAAGAAGCCUACCACUAAGGAGUCCCUUUUCCAAGAGCCAUCUGUAUUGCAAGAGAAGUGCACCUCUCCAGAGGAGGUGUCCAUCUUGAAGAAGCCCUUGGCCUUGCAAAAGACUCCAGCUGAGGAAGAGUCACUUUUUAAGGAGCCUUUGGCUUUGAAGAAGAAGCAUACCAUUGAGGAGGGAACCCCAACCAAGAAAAUAUUAUCUUUAAAAAAGAAAUGUACCACUCAGGGUAAGAUGUCCUGCUUGAGGAGGAGGAGUCCACUUCAGGGCACCAGUGAAGAGGAGAUCCUCUUCCAGGAAUCAUCUGUGUUGCAAGAGAAGCACACCACUCAGGGGGAGGUGGCCCUCUUGAAGAAGCCAUGGGCAUGGCAGGAGAAUAUUGACAGUGAAGAUGAAUUUCUUAUGAAGCCGGUUUCCUUUAGGAAGAAACAUACCACAAAUGAGGCAACCUCUACCAAGGAGCUGUUAUCUUUAAAGAAAAAAUGCACCACUCAAACAGUCUGCCAAGAACUGCUGGACUUGCAGGAUAUGACUGGCAAAAAUAAGGAUUCUUUCUUUAUGGAGGCAAUGUCAUUUAGGAAGGAGUCUUCAACUGCGGAGGCUGUCCUCACCAAGACACCAUUAUCUUUAAUGAAGAAGCAAAUUACUCAGGGGAAGAUGUUCCCUUUAAAGAAGCCCCUGGUCUUGGAGAAGACCACCUCUGAAGAGGAGUCACUCUUUGAGAAGCUGUUACCUUUUAAGAAAAAGCCUACAACUGAGGAGGAAUUCCUCUUCCAGGAUCCAUCUGUAUUGAAAGAGAAGCACAUUACCCUUCAGGAGGUAUCCCUCUCGAAGAAGCCAUUGGCCUUGCAGGAGAAGACCACCACUGAAGAAGAAUCAUAUAUUAAAGAACCAUUGACCUUGGAGGAGAAGCCUACCACUGAGGAGGAAUUCCUCUUCCAGGAGCCAUUUUCAUUGCAUAUAAAACCUUCCAACAAAGAUGAGUCCCUCUUCUGGAAGGCUUUGGCCUUGCAGAAGAAGACUGAUACCAAAGAGGACUCAGUGAAGAACCUGUUGGCUUUGCAGGAGAAAUGCACCACUGAAGAGGAAUUGCUUUUCAAGAAACCAUUGAUUCUGAAGGAGCUCCCCACUGAGGCAGCAACAAGCAUGGAGAGAGAAUUAUCUUUAAAGAAGAAGCCCACUGCUCAGGGGGAGGUGUUCCUCUUUGAGAAGCAGUUGGCCUUGCAAGAGAACAUUUCCAAUGAAGAGGAAUCCCUUAUUAAACAGCCACUGACCUUGCAGGAGAAGCCUAGCUUUGAAAAGGAGACCAUCCUGAGGGAGUCCUUGGCCUUGCAGGAGAAUCCCACAAUUGAGGAGGAGGCUAUGCUGAAGGAGCCCUUGGCCUUGCAGGAGAAUCCCAGCAGUGAGAAGGGGACUCUCUUCAGGGGGUCCUUGGCCUUGCAGGAGAAACCCAGCAGUGAGAUGGAGGCCCUUUUCGAGGAGCCAGUAGCCUUUCAGGAGAAGCCUACCAUCAAUGAGACAUCCAAUUUCAGGGAGAUAUUUUCCUUGAAUGAAACACUCACCACUGGGAAGGAGUUGUCUUUCAAAGAGCCAUUGGCCUUGCAAGAGAAUCCCACCCACAAGGAAGACGCCUUUCUCAAAGAUUUCCCGAUCCUUCAAGUUGAGACCAGCCCACAUGUGUCCAGCACUGCCCCUGAAACCAGACUAGGCAUGUCCAGCACUGCCACUAUGUCUAGUGUGGGCAAGUUCAGUAGCACAAGCAAGUCCAGUGCUUGUGAAUCCAGUUCCAAUAAACCUUUCUCAUCUCAGGGCAAGAGAUCACAGAAGGAGCAGAUGACCCCAGUGGAAGAUAUUGACAAGGACCACAAUGAUCCAUUUUUCAACUCAAUAUAUGCCAAGGAUAUCUUCAGUUACAUGAAGGAGAGAGAGGAAAAGUUCAUACUUAAAAAAUACAUGAAUAGGCAGACUGACAUCAGCAGUGACAUGAGGGCCAUUCUUGUGGACUGGUUGGUGGAGGUACAGAUGACCUUUGAGAUGAGUCAUGAGACCCUGUACUUGGCAGUGAAGCUGGUGGAUCACUACCUUAUGGAGGUGAUGUGCAAGAAAGACAAACUACAACUCCUUGGUUCCACUGCUUUUCUGAUUGCAGCAAAAUUUGAGGAGCCCUGUCCACCUUGUGUGGAUGACUUCCUGUAUAUCUGCGAUGAUAUUUAUCAGCGAAAUGAGAUGCUCACCAUGGAAAUCAGCAUCCUGCAAACCCUCAAAUUUGAUAUCAACAUUCCUAUCGCCUAUCAUUUUCUGCGCAGAUAUGCUAGGUGUGUCCGUACCAGCAUGAAGACACUGACCUUGUCCCGCUUCAUCUGCGAGAUGACCCUGCAGGAGUACGACUAUAUCCAGGAGAGGGCUUCCAAGCUAGCUGCUGGCUCCUUCCUCCUGGCCCUCUACAUGAAGAAGCUCGGACACUUGGCUCCUACCCUGGAGUAUUACAGUGGCUACAAGACCUCUGAUCUUCACCCUUUGGUCAAGCAGCUCAACACUCUGCUGACUUUCCGUUCUUGUGAUAGACUCAAGACUGUGCAUUCCAAGUAUUCUCAUCAGGUCUUCUUUGAAGUCACCAAAAUUCCCCCCUUGGACAUAUUGAAGCUGGAGGAGAUUUUGAACUACUGCUAAUUCUGAGGCUGAGGGCCUGGCACUCUGGCAGCAACCACCAGAGCCAGGCAGGCAUGUAAAUAGACUGUAUUUAUUCUGUCCUUGAAUUUGCCUUUUAAUCACUUUUCUUCAUUUUUACUCUCUGUUUGUCUUUUCCU